Molecule: messenger RNA, 657 nt
Organism: Schistocerca cancellata (South American locust)
Lineage: Eukaryota; Metazoa; Arthropoda; Insecta; Orthoptera; Acrididae
Exons: 4
Coding region: 1-657 (218 amino acids)
Source: RefSeq, a predicted model, not a curated record
AUGGUCUUAGUUCACUUUUAUUCAUCCCUGAAAUUGUUAGAAGUAAAGUUAAUUUAUGCCCCCAGUACAUCAACAAUAAUUCAAAUUUGUGCAUUUUUUGUUGACAUGUUUGUAAACAGUUGUAAAGACUUAGGGUCUUCAUGGAUAAAGUGCUAUUGUGUUUCAGACAAGUGGAUCCAAAGAUCAGUGAAAAGAAAAAGUGGAAGCUCAAGUAAAGGGAAAGAGAAUAUGGUUCCAGAUGAUGGGCAUCCAAAAGGAAAUGAAUUGAUAGGGUCCAAUGAAGAGUUAGAGUACCAGGUUGAAAGUGAAUCACUUGCUUUAACUGCACCUCAUAAGCCAUUUGUUCCCAAGGUUCCAAGUGGCAUUGUUGCACCACCGUCCAAAAAACAAAAUGCACUUUCUCCUGCAAGAAGUAAAAUAAUGCAAAGUUAUGAUCAUAGCAAUGAUGGUUCACUCAAAGACUUAGAAGACAACUUAGAAGAUGAGGGAGAAGAGAGUACUCUUUUAUUGGUUGGAAAUCACAAGCAAUUUGUUCCAAAAGUUCCAUCAAAUUUAAUGCUAAACCAUUCUAAGAAACAAAACACCAGCAAUAUUUCUUUUCAUUAUGUCGUAGAAGAAAUUAUUUCAGAAGAGUAUGUACAGCAUUCAGACAAAUAA